GACACAUCGCCUGACUCACACCUGCCCACUCACGCACUCACACACGCACCAUCCACACCAUGUCGACGCUCGCAACCGCAGAACUAGGCCCAUCCGACGACGAGAACGACGGCGACUUUGUCCCCCAGGCCCCAGCCAAGAAGUCCAAGGCCAAGGGCGCGAAGCGACCUCGCUCCGGGUCACACGACAGCGAUUCCGACUCGUCUGGUAGCGACGACGACGGAGAGGACGAUGACGACGAACUCAAGAAGUUGAAGGCUGAGCGUGCCGAGGCCGAGGCGGCCGAGCGCAAGAAGCGUGCUGCGGACGCCUUCCGCGCCAUGCAGGAGGAGGCGAGGAGUGGCGUGCCGGCCACGGCCGCGCCAAAGGAGGUCGAGAUGGUUGAGGUGAAGCGGCCGCGCCGCUUCGCAGGCGAGACAAUAUACGAGACGGUCCGCUUGCCCAAGGACGACCCAGAAGCGAUCAAGUACCUUGCCCAGCAGGCUGCAGAGGCGUCAAGCGAAGCAUCGACGUCAGCCGCACCUUCAGCCGAUGGUGCCAGCCCAGCACCGGCAGCUACGACCUCGAACGGAGCAGCCGCCGCGGAGCCACAAACGCAACCCCGCCCAGCGCCUGCGCGCCCAUUAGGCAGAGGACCAGUGCGCAAGCGCCCACGACAGUCGCUCGAGGCCAUGUCGGCUGCUCUGGACGCGGGGAAGAAGAUGACGACGCUAGAGAAGUCACAGAUGGACUGGAACUCGCACAUGACCACCAACACGGCAGUGUCGGACGAGAUCGCGGCGCACCGUCGCUCGGGAGGGUACCUGGAGAAGAAGGCGUUCCUCGACCGCGUGGACGAGAGGCGAGCAGGCGCGCAGUCGCAGCCGUCAUCAAGGCGAGGUUGAGGCCAAGUCGCGUCGAGAUGAAGUUAAUGCCCAAGUCAA
This is a messenger RNA of Vanrija pseudolonga, 923 nucleotides long. RefSeq names its product SWR1-complex protein 5 (gene SWC5). Lineage: Eukaryota; Fungi; Basidiomycota; Tremellomycetes; Trichosporonales; Trichosporonaceae. Bases 60 to 884 code for a protein of 274 amino acids. Gene Ontology annotation, cellular component: Swr1 complex. The record is from RefSeq and is a predicted model, not a curated record. The transcript has 3 exons.